AUGCAAAAAAUAUGGGAAUGGAUAGUGGAUAAAAAGACGAAUACGAUUCGAAAAUGGCGAUCAUCGAAUAUUCGACGGAAUAAUACGGAACCAGACGAUUUAGCAGCAUAUCGAAAUGGAAAACGAAAAUCGUACUCGGCUGGAAGUAUCACGUCGUCAUCGAAUAACUCCACAAAUAAAAAGAAUGCAGAUUUUGAGAAUUUUUUCGAAGAACCCCAAUUAAAAACCAUGUUAGAUGCGAGAAGAGAAUCAUUUAUGAGACACUCGAAUUCUGCUGAAGUCUUUCCAGUUGCACCUCCCGAUUUAGAAGUCUUUAUUGAGAGAUCUGCAAAAACCACACCCAAUCCCACACCACGAACCGUUAGAAAGCAGCUGCGAUUUGAUAUUCCAGAGGUGCACAUCCAAUUCGAAACGCAAGAGCCUCGAAAAGUGACAUUUGAAGGUGGAUCUCCAGCAUCAUCCACCUCGAAUUCCAUAGUUCCACCGCCAGUUAUCGAUUGGGAUUCGCCGCCAAAAAUCAAUAUUCUUCCUCAAAUGGUGGAACCAAGUCUUUGUUUUGAUGAUGAGGUAUCAGUUACAACGAGACGACUAUCAGCAAGUGAGAAGGCCCGGCAAAAUGUGAUUGCUCAGCGGCGACAAAGUAAUGUUCAGGUGAGGAGAGGGGCGGCGGGUUUCGAGCUCACUUAUCUUGUUUCCUGUAAGAGAUAUCCAAAAUUUUUUGUGCAAUCUAUGAGCGGCCGAACAACAACGACCACAUUGAUACCACUAACUUGUGCUCAGAUUCAUUUAGUUCGUGCGCUAUGGCGACAAGUUUAUACGACAAAGGGACCAACUGUCAUUGGAGCGAGCAUCUAUCAUCGCUUGUGUUUUAAGAAUUUGAUGGUAAAAGAGCAAAUGAAACAAGUCGAACUUCCGCCGAAAUUCCAAAAUCGUGAUAAUUUUAUAAAGGCGCAUUGUAAAGCAGUGGCUGAGCUGAUAGAUCAAGUCGUCGAGAAUUUGGAUCAUUUGGAUAAUGUAACAGGCGAACUGAUGCGAAUUGGACGGGUGCAUGCAAAAGUGCUCCGUGGAGAAUUGACUGGAAAAUUGUGGAAUACGGUUGCGGAGACGAUUAUUGAUUGCACAUUGGAGUGGGGCGAUCGGAGGUGUCGAAGUGAAACCGUGCGGAAAGCUUGGGCGUUGAUUGUGGCGUUUGUGAUCGAAAAAAUCAAAGCGGGACAUCAUGAACAGGUAGAUUUUUGGACGCUUUCUUUUUUGGAGAAUUAG
Molecule: messenger RNA, 1263 nt
Organism: Caenorhabditis briggsae
Lineage: Eukaryota; Metazoa; Nematoda; Chromadorea; Rhabditida; Rhabditidae
Gene: Cbr-glb-8
Product: Protein CBR-GLB-8
Exons: 7
Coding region: 1-1263 (420 amino acids)
Molecular function (GO): heme binding; oxygen binding
Source: RefSeq, a predicted model, not a curated record